UUCUCUUGCAGGAAUCAUGCCGGACAAGUUCACCUCCCCUGAUUUUUUAUCCCAGUUCAUUGAAAUGUACAGGCAGCUGCCCUGUUUAUGGCAAGUAAAAUCCAAAGAUUAUUCCAACCGUGAUAAAAAACAUGAAGCCCUGAGUAAACUUGUCGAACUGUGUAAAGCGGUGUGCCCAAAUCCAACAAUUGAUUAUGUGAGGAAUAAAAUUGCCAAUAUACGAACCGUAUUCAAAAAAGAACUGAACAAGGUUCGUGUUUCACAGACAUCUGGGGCAGGAACAGAUGAAAUUUAUGAACCACGGCUGUGGUAUUAUGAAAGUCUGCGCUUUCUGACAGACCAGGUUGAAGCCAGAGCAUCAGUGUGCAGCCUUUCAGGAACAUCUGCUGCAUCUCCAAACUCAGAGGAUGAGGAACAGGACAAUGUAGAGGAUCUACCCAUAUCACAGCUUCUGCAGGAGCAAGAAUCACAAGAAGACAUGUUCACGUCCAGGCCUGCUCUUCCACCCCUGGCUAGGAAGAAAAAAAGAAGUCUAGAUUCGGCUACAUGUUCCUUUCUGGAUAAGGCUGCAUCGGCAUUGCAGAACAAGUCCGAUGAAUCUGAUGGGUUUGGAGUCAUGAUUGCCAACAAGCAUAGAAAAAUGACUGACCAACAAAGAGAAUUUGCAGAGAGACUGGUUUUAGAAGUUCUUGCAAAGGGUAUCAGAGGAGAAUUGAGCGCUAAGACAAAAUUAAUAGAGGAACAGCCACCAACAACUUACCAGGCACCCAUGCAUUUUGCCCAAACGCAAGCAUCCAACCACCAGACUGGACAAUGGCAAUAUCCCUCCGGCCAAGUUCAUAGUUCUCCUUGGGGUCCAACUUAUACCAACAUAUAAUUUUUCAUCAAAUGUUGGAGUUGUAGUGUAAGGUUUUAAUUUUUCAAUAAUAAAUAUUACACAACGUAUGCCUGAUCUAUGUUGAGACAAUACAUUGUGUAAUAUUUAACACAUAGCAAAAGUGUUUGACAAUGGUUUUAUUUAUUCUGUUCAUUAAAUCAUAUAUUGUACUCUUUAUCUGUGCACAUCCCUCCCCUUCCCAAAAACAUGCAAGGAGUCAUGUGAAGUGUAAAUUCUUUUAUUUUUGCUUUUAGCAUGUUGUUUGCUAAACGUGCAUAUGAAGGCAUGAUAUGCAUAUUGUAUAAAAUAUAAAAAGUGUGAAACAUA
Messenger RNA from Rana temporaria (common frog), 1204 nucleotides. RefSeq lists its product as uncharacterized. The transcript has 2 exons. The coding region runs from base 17 to 877 and encodes 286 amino acids. NCBI's taxonomy places the organism in Eukaryota, Metazoa, Chordata, Amphibia, Anura, Ranidae. The record is from RefSeq and is a predicted model, not a curated record.